Carassius gibelio (silver crucian carp) is the source of this 859-nucleotide messenger RNA. Its product is annotated as transcriptional regulator Myc-B-like. The record is from RefSeq and is a predicted model, not a curated record. Bases 169 to 780 code for a protein of 203 amino acids. NCBI's taxonomy places the organism in Eukaryota, Metazoa, Chordata, Actinopteri, Cypriniformes, Cyprinidae. Gene Ontology annotation, molecular function: DNA-binding transcription factor activity, RNA polymerase II-specific; RNA polymerase II cis-regulatory region sequence-specific DNA binding. The transcript has 4 exons. Gene Ontology annotation, biological process: regulation of transcription by RNA polymerase II; positive regulation of cell population proliferation.
ACAUAGGGGGAUUCAAUAGAAAAAGUCUCUUGUUUUGUGCUUGUUUUCACAGGCCUGGUUGCUUAUCUCGCGACAUCUGGCAACACUGCUUUGGACUUACUUUCACGCACUGACAUCUCGCUGAAUUGUCGGUCUUUAUUCAGUUUCACCACAUCUACGGUAUUCACCAUGCCGCUGAAUUCAUGUAUGGCGAGUAAAAAUUACGAUUUCGACUACGAAUCUUACCAGCCCUAUUUCUAUUUCGACAAUGAUGAUGAGGAUUUCUAUAACCAGCAGCACGGACAGCCACCGUCGCCCAUUGACUACUCCUCGAUUAUCAUUAAGGACUGUAUGUGGAGUGGUUUCUCCGCUGCGGCUAAACUGGAGAAGGCGGUGUCUGAGAGAUUAGCGUCGCUCCAGGCGGCGAGGAAAGAGUCCUCCAGGAGCGACAGCUACCUCCAGGACAUGAGCACUCCUGUUGCCUCACAGUGCAUUGACCCGUCAGUGGUGUGCCCUUUCCCGCUGACUGACAGCUCAAAGCCGUGUAGACCGUCAUCAAAACCGACUUCCCCAACACUGCCGCUGGACACUCCUCCGAACAGCGGGAGCAGCAGUGACAGCGAUUCCGAUGACGAAGAGGAGGAGGAAAUCGACGCAAGGCAUCAGAGCACCGUCGUCCUCAAGCGGUGUCACGUUAAUAUUCACCAACACAAUUACGCCGCGCAGCCGUCCACGCGGAGCGAGCAUAACGAUGACGAAGAGGACGAGGAAAUUGAAAUUUAUAUUUCCUGCACAAUGUAAAGUCAUGAUAGAAACAUUUAUUAUAGUUUCAGUUUAAGUCUUUAGUCCUCUAAUUAAACAGUGAAAAUGUGGUUUAAAA